AGAUCAAACCCAUGAUUUGCGCGCUCUCCCAUAAUUAAUUACUGAAAAAGACAUAUUCUUUCCUUUCCCCAUCUUUAAAGUUUAAAUCCACUUUUACUUCACCAUCCUGCUCUGCUUUCUUCCUCUGCACCCUCUCUCUCUCUCUAUUGUUCUCAAUUCUUCAAUGGCUACCCUCGAGGAUAUUGGAGUCUCUGCAUUGAUCAACAUUAUCACUGCCUUUACCUUCCUGCUGGCCUUUGCUAUCCUCAGAAUCCAACCCUUGAAUGACAGGGUCUACUUUCCCAAACGGUACAUCUCUGGAGAAAGAACCAGCCCGAGGCACUCCAGGAACUUCGUGGCCAAAUUUGUCAACCUCAAUAUCACGACUUACCUUACUUUCUUGAACUGGAUGCCUCAGGCUAUGAGGAUGAGUGAGACUGAGAUUAUAAACCAUGCUGGUCUCGACUCUGCCGUUUUCUUGAGAAUCUACACUCUGGGCUUAAAAAUCUUUGUACCAGUGACAGUCCUGGCACUUCUUAUCCUCAUUCCAGUCAAUGUGUCAAGUGGGACACUAUUUUUCCUCAGAAGAGAACUGGUUGUGAGUGAUAUUGAUAAGCUUUCAAUAUCAAAUGUUCGCCCUGAAUCUAUAAGGUUUUUUUACCACAUAGGAUUGGAAUAUUUGUUCACGAUAUGGACUUGUUACUUGCUAUACAAGGAAUAUGAUUAUGUUACAUCAAUGAGAUUGCAUUUCUUGGCUUCACAACGCAGGCGUGUGGAGCAGUUUACGGUAGUGGUGAGGAAUGUGCCGCAUGUUCCUGGACACUCCUUAUCAGAUACUGUGGACCACUUCUUUCAAACUAAUCACCCAAAUCAUUAUCUCUUUCACCAGGCAUUAUACAAUGCAAACAAAUAUGCUAAACUCGUGAGAAGAAGGGAGCGGCUCCAGAAUUGGCUGGACUACUACCAGCUUAAGUUUGAAAGGCAUCCAGAAAAGAGGCCAACUGGAAAAAUGGGAUUUUUGGGGCUUUGGGGUGAAAGUAUUGAUUCUAUUGAGUACUACAAACAGCAGAUUAAGCAGAUUGAAAAGAUAUUGACAUUGGAGCGCCAGAAAAUUAUCAAAGACCCAAAGUCUAUUCUGCCAGUUGCUUUUGUUUCAUUUAAUUCGCGUUGGGGAGCCGCUGUUUGUGCACAGACACAGCAAAGCAAAAAUCCAACACUUUGGUUGACAAAUUGGGCCCCUGAACCUCGUGAUGUCUAUUGGCGGAACCUGGCCAUACCAUUCUUUUCUUUGAGCAUCAGAAAACUUAUAAUAUCAUUGUCAGUGUUUGCUUUAGUUUUCUUCUAUAUGAUACCGAUUGCAUUUGUGCAAUCCCUCGCAAAUUUGGAAGGUCUUGAAAGGGUUGCUCCUUUCCUCAGGACUGUGAUUGAGCUGAAAUUCAUCAAGUCAUUCCUACAGGGCUUCCUCCCAGGUCUAGCCCUUAAAAUCUUUCUAUAUAUUCUCCCAACAGUUUUGAUGAUCAUGUCAAAAAUUGAAGGACAUAUAGCAUUCUCAACACUGGAACGAAGAGCAGCAGCAAAAUACUAUUAUUUUAUGUUAGUGAAUGUAUUCUUGGGAAGCAUUGUGACUGGAACAGCGUUCGAGCAACUGCAUUCUUUCCUUCACCAGUCGCCCACCCAGAUUCCUAGAACCAUCGGGGUCUCCAUACCAAUGAAAGCUACUUUCUUUAUCACAUAUAUAAUGGUUGAUGGGUGGGCAGGCAUUGCUAGCGAGAUUCUUCGGUUGAAGCCAUUGGUAAUAUUUCAUCUAAAGAACAUGUUUUUGGUGAAAACUGAAAGAGACAGAGAAAAGGCAAUGAACCCUGGUAGUGUUGAUUUCCCAGAGACUCUCCCAAGUCUCCAGCUGUAUUUCCUCUUGGGCCUUGUGUAUGCUGUGGUUACCCCAAUACUUCUUCCUUUCAUACUAGUCUUCUUCGCCUUUGCAUACUUAGUUUACCGCCAUCAGAUAAUCAAUGUCUACAACCAACAGUAUGAGAGCGUUGCCGCAUUCUGGCCACAUGUCCACAGUCGCAUAAUAGCAAGCUUGUUGAUAUCCCAACUUCUUCUGAUGGGACUGCUUAGCACAAAAAAAGCUGCAAAUUCCACUCCUUUGCUUGUUGUUUUGCCCAUAUUGACAUUGUCAUUCCACAAAUACUGCAAGAGACGCUUUGAGCCUGCAUUUAGGAAAUACCCACUUGAGGAAGCCAUGGCAAAGGAUUUAUUGGAGCGGACUACAGAACCUGACCUAAACAUAAAAGCUUACUUAGCUGAUGCUUAUUUGCACCCGAUUUUCCGGUCAUUUGAGGAAGAAGAGGAGUUAGUCGAGGUCAGAGUAGACAAACAUCAAACCCGCAGAGUCAGCCCCCCAGUAAGCGAACCCAGCUCCCCAUCACCACCCCGUUAUGUCUAUCAUCCCCCCUCUCCACCUCAUUAUGUUGCACAUCCAUCCUCCCCACCCCAAUAUGUUUAUCAGCCCUCUUCCCCGCCCCAAUAUAUUUAUCAUCCGUCCUCCCCUCCUCACUAUGCCUAUCAUUAUGAAGUUGAGCCUUGAACUGAUAGAUACUUGUCUGCUUACAAGAAACCUAACCAAUUCUUUUAGAUAUUCGACAUCUUACCACCGUCCAUUUAGGUUGUCUAGUCUCCUGUAAUUAUGGUUUCAUCAAUGUAAUUGUGGUUGGGUUAUGACAUUUUCUUCAACUAUAGUUGAUGUCCAACUUAUGUUUGAUUGUAGAGAAGCUGUAACUGAAAGGUUAUAUCUUAGAAUAGCCCUUCGACUCCAACCUCUUUUUAUGUUUCAAAGGUUUCUUUUUCCUGUCUUUUCCUAGGAAUCGAAUUGAUUUGUGUUACAGAACUUUCUGUCCUUAGUUUAUUGGGCGACCCUCCUACUAGGAAAUAUUCUUGUUAUGGUUGGCAAUUGAGGAAAACAAUGAAACUCCUUCGGUGUUAUUUCUC
Juglans regia (Persian walnut) is the source of this 2967-nucleotide messenger RNA. Its product is annotated as CSC1-like protein At1g32090. NCBI's taxonomy places the organism in Eukaryota, Viridiplantae, Streptophyta, Magnoliopsida, Fagales, Juglandaceae. The transcript has 11 exons. Gene Ontology annotation, cellular component: plasma membrane. The coding region runs from base 164 to 2566 and encodes 800 amino acids. The record is from RefSeq and is a predicted model, not a curated record. Gene Ontology annotation, molecular function: calcium-activated cation channel activity.